AAACGUGGUUUUAGGAAGUGUCGUUAAACACCAGGAAGUUGUAAACAAAGCUGACAGCUAUUGAGUUAGCUGUUAAGUAUAUCUGCAUGGAUCUCGAAAUAGCUGAAUAAAAAGGCGAUAUUCGUUAUUUUUAAAUAAUAAAGCUAACCGGUUUCAAUGUAGCGGUCGUUCUGCGGUCGUUCCCCGGGUCCUAUUCCUCUUAGGUACCGUUACCUGUCUUCCGUUUUAGCGCUGAGGGGAGAAAAAACAAAACAACUAACGUUUUUGUCCGAGGACGUUAGACCAGUCGCCGUUGCCGCACCGAACAGUAAACGUUAAUCGUCUACUAUUUACCUGAUCCACACUGGUUUAGCACCACCGGCUUGAACAGCGAGAGGGGUUUAUCUUUGUUAGCUAAACAAAAAUGUCCACGUCCAACGCCAGCUUUAAGAACAAAUGCGUGGCCCAGGUGAACUGCAUCUUCUGUGACAGCCUGUUGUGCACCAGGGGGAUGAAGGCUGUGCUUCUUGCAGACACCGAAGUUGAGCUCUUUUCCACGGAUAUACCUCCAAACAGAACUGUUGACUUUGUGGCCAGCUGCUACUCAACUGAGAGCUGCAAAUGCAAACUGAGGGACAUUGCGUGUCUCAAAUGUGGCAAUGUUGUGGGUUAUCAUGUGGUUGCCCCCUGCAAACCCUGCUUGCUGUCAUGUAACAACGGCCAUUUCUGGAUGUUCAACAGCGACGCUGUGUCCACUCUCAACAGACUUGAUGCUACGGGUCUGAAUCUGCUCCUUUGGGGAGAUCUUCCAGAGUUGGAUGACAGUGAAAACGAAGAAUCGGAAAGCCCGUCUGAGGAGGAGUGCAUUAGGUAGAGUGCAACACGGACAAUGUAAAAGGAACCUAGUGGACGACAUUCAUUAACGGGUGAGGUGGAGCUGGAAGAGUGUACAGACUAUGCUGGGAGGAGACCAAAAAGCGAAGCAUUAAAGGGUAACUGAACACUGAAUCGCAUAAGGCUGAUAAGCUCUGCUGUAAUCCUCUGUGUGGGCUGUGACUGCAGCUUCUAAUCAUUCGUCAAACUGAUGCUGCAGCAGGUGUUUCGUCUUUGACGGAUAGCGGAGAACACCUGCUGUGACAUCAAUGGGGCGUGGCAGUGAAGCAGAGGUGCACCAAAGUUUUUGUUGAGUUACCCUUUAAGCUGUGACCAUGCCUUUCUCUUCUUUAAUUUACAAUGUUAAAGCACAGAUAAAAAAAAGAAGUAAUGAUAAUUUCUUUAGGGUAUUAUAAAAUAUGUAGCCGAGGAGAUUGGAGGACAUUCUUGCCUCUUACUUUUUGUUUAACUAUGAGUAAAGCAGAAGAAGCGACGAUAUAAGAUGGUGUUUAAUUUAGUUCAGACUCUGUGAAAGGAUGGCCACAGCUCACCCAGUUGUGUUCUGUACAGAUAACAUGCUGUGAUUGAGAGCUGUGUCUUAAAGGCCUAUAUGUGUUCUCGCUGUGUGGCUUGGUGCUGAAUGAAACCUCGAGUGCUUUUUGAAUCUCACAUAUUAGAGAAAUGGCACAAAUAUUAAAUGAUGUACACGUUCCUUGCUUUUUCAAAGGGCACAUAGUAUUUAAGGUACCAUACAAUUUCAAAUUGUAUGUAAGUGAAAGAUGUCACCAUGCAUAGAUUUAUUUAUUUUUGGUUUGUACACUUGUGAUGGCAGUGCAUUUAGUAUUUAACCCCAAGGUAAACCAGACCAUAGCAGUUUUCCUUACUAACAUACUAACUUAAGGAAUAUGUGAUUGAACAAAAAAGAAACUGAAUUAACUGCUGAGUUAAAACAUACAUAUAUAUAUAUAUAUAUAUAUAUAUAUAUAUAUAUGUAUGAGGGGGAUCCAAUUUAAUGAAAUGAGGGAAUGUAUAAAACAUAAGCUUUGCAAGGGUGUCAGGAUCCAUGAUGAGUUUAUUUAUGCAACAUUGUACCUGCAGCACCUGAGGAGGAAAAACAAGUCAGCCAAGGGGAAUAAUCAUGGAUUGUUAAAAUUUUUGCCUUUUAUAAAUGGGCCUUAGUCAUGCAUUUUAUAGGUCAAUCUACAGAGCUCCUCAAUUGUUUUAUUAUUAUUAUUUUUUUAGAGAAACUGUUCAGGAUGGCACACUGAAUGGUGAAGCUUACAACUUUUAGGGUUGAAACCUCUUUCAUAUUGUGAAGCACUGUCCAAUUCUGUUCGUUGGACAGAAAGAACCAGCAGGUCAGAGUUCAAACUCGAAGAGUUCUGGAUCAAAUCGCUCCUUGGCCAGUUUGUACCUCCAUGUUGCCAUUUUCUCCCUUCUUACAUGUAAAUUUUUACCUGUAAAGAAACAGUUCAUACCUGCACUUAGCCAUUGUGCACUAGUUUAUUUAAUUGGGCAAUUAAUUGAUUAAUUCUAUAGAUGAGAAAUCAUAAAAAAUGCUAAAACCCCAAAUAUUUUACAUUACUUAUAUUUAUUGAAGACAUUAAAUUACACCCCAUUUCCACUAAUUGUGGCUCUGACAGACUGGCUCCUACACAAACCAGAAAAUAUUAAGUUGGAAAAAUAUAGGAAACUACCAUAAAAUUUAUUGUGAAAUGGGUACAAAGUGUUUCUCUGGUGGAUAUGAAGUGAUACUUGGCUGGUCCUUUAAAAAGACCGCUCCAUUUCAUUUACGGUGAAGUUGUGCACGAAACUUGCAAGAGUAGGACAUUUUGAAAGGUGGAUGUGACCAGGACCCAACGAAAAGCAAGUACCGGUACUCUGUGCAUUUGUUGUUUUGCGUCUUUGAGCUCUUGUUCUCACAUCUUCGCUGUGUAAUUCUAUGAUCCGGUCUUAAAGUUACAGUAAAAUUCUCAUUCAGUAAGAAAUUAAUUAAAUUUACUUGUGGUGUCUGCAAUUGCUGUUGAGGAAUCGAACAUCAAAUGUUUUAUUAUUGAUAUAUUUUUUUCUUUUUUUAACCUGAAGGCUGAGGAUAAAUAAUGUGACUAAAUAAGUCACUUUGCCUCCACGUUCAUCCAUGCUGCAGUUUUUAAUUCAGAAAAAAAACACAUUUGAUGAGAAAAAUCUUCUUUUACUUUUAAAUAGAAACUGACAGUCUGUAUCUUUUCAGACCAAUUUCUGUUUGUGUGUAUGAAAUGGUGCAUUACCUAUAUAUUUAUUAAACUCAAAAACCAAAAGUACUGUUUUUUUCUUUAAGUCUAACAAAUGCAUUGAUUUGUAUUGUAAUAUUUUUGUUCUAUAUUUAAUGUGUUGAUCUUUAGUGCUUUGUUUUGUACAUUAAGGGUUGGAUGUGUACAGUUUUACCUCAAGAUGGUAUGAUGUGUGAAUUUCCUCUGGCUAGGAUAAUUGUUUAUAAGAUAAUCAAAUUACUUAAACGGUUGUUUCUGAUGGUUGAUUAACAUCGCCCAUAUGGAAAAUACAUAUAUCUAUAUAUUUUGGAAUUGCACUAAAACUGCACUGGUAGUCUAAAAAUGAUUUAUUGUUUUGUAUGCUUGUUAAGUUAAUAAACUUUUUUU
Xiphophorus maculatus (southern platyfish) is the source of this 3488-nucleotide messenger RNA. It is a transcript of the gene fam72a, whose product is annotated as family with sequence similarity 72 member A. The transcript has 4 exons. The coding region runs from base 404 to 853 and encodes 149 amino acids. NCBI's taxonomy places the organism in Eukaryota, Metazoa, Chordata, Actinopteri, Cyprinodontiformes, Poeciliidae. The record is from RefSeq and is a predicted model, not a curated record. Gene Ontology annotation, cellular component: cytosol.